UGCGGUCACAUAGGGCGGUGCACAAUUGGUCCAGCGUUGUCGGGGUUAGGCCGUCAUUGUAAAUAAGAAUUCGUUCUUAACUGACUUGUCUAGUUAAAUAAAGAUAAAAUCAAAAAAAAGUUGUCGGCAUGCACAUGUAACGUUGGUUUGCGGACUGCCAUUAUUUCAUUGACGAACAUCAAGCGAAUGCUUGACAUUUAUACAUCCGGUGAAAAAUCAGUCUCAUUGUUCUAUUUGUGAUACGUUUGGUGACAGGCUGGUUUACAGACAGGCGGCUCGGCUCCGGGACUGCAGCUGGAUGCAUCUUAGAUGCAGACAGAUGACAAUGGUUUGAAGUCUGGUUCGUUUGUUAUUCAACGUUAAAUACCCAUUCAUUUUACAACGCACCAUAACAAUCAAGUUAGCUAACCAUGGCUAACGUCAUGCAAGACUUCAUGUAUGCAUAUGGUUCCCGCCAUAGAGCUAACAAUAGGCCCCAAUCACCACACAACCCACACCCCAAGUGCCACAAGUCCCACUUGCCGUGGCUGAGAGAUCUUGGGUAAAGAGGUAAGAAUUGGUUUAAUUUGCAUAACUGUUUAAAUGCUUAAAAAAAUGGACAUACUAGCAAUACAGAAGAGAAAUCCUUAUUUCAUGUUCCUUGGUUUAAUAGUUGAGUUUUAUUCCCCCCUUAUUAUUUGUAUUUUACAGCAUCACCUACAGUCCACAAUCUUAAUUUAGUUUGAGGAUAUGUAUUUCUAAAAUGUUUAUUGUUACAAAAACUUUCUUUCCUUAGUUUGUCCUGGUGGUCGGUAAUUCUAAUCUUUGUGCCUUAGUGGAUGAUAUUGUGCCCAUGUCAAACCGAGCUGGUAGCACAGGUCAUGCUGACCUGACUUUUGGCUUCAUGUCCACUCUCCUGGAGCCAGAGCUCCACAUCUGGAGGUAGAUGUUUGUGGGAUUGUGUUACCACAAGGCCUUGUCCCUGCCAUUGUCUGUCUCUUAGUUCCUGGUAAACAACUUUACAGACAAUCCAUCCAUCGAUCAGGCAGGGAAAAGGUUUAAAGAACUCCUCCAUGCUGCUCUGUUGAAGUGGACUGAGUAAAUCCUUAAUUACCAUUACUAGUAGCAUAAAGGCAUGACGUAAGUGAAAAUCACAAUUUCCACGACCAUGUUUUGCAAAGGACUAAAACCCUGGAAUGUUACUUGUAAUUAUUUGCAGGUCUUUGUACAUUACUUCCCACGUCGCAUUGACGUCGUAAAGGAACCAAAGUACCAGUAGUAGCUGGCAUUGGAGUAUGAAGACCAAGCAUGGGAGCUAGGUGUGACUUGUGCCUUCCCACUGGUUCCCCUGGUCCCACAAUAAAGUACACCUGAGUGAUGAUUAUGGGAUUGCAAUUUUGGCCACGCUGAUCAGACACUUCGUUUGAGGGACUGCGGUGCAUGGCUGCUACUAGGCCUACUUCUGCUGGGAUUUAAAGUGAUGGGGGUGGAGGCAAGAUUGGCCAGAUCUCCAGGACAACUACUUCUAGUGCACCCCCAUCAGGACCCCCUCUUGCAGCCCCACCUGCUCCUCCAAUGGCUGGCCUUGUGAUCCACAGUCAUGGGGGCAGAGGCAAGGUUGGACGCCCAGUGGCUGUCACUCCAUCAGUUCAGCCAUGUGGAGGCAAAUAAGUACUUUCAGGCAACCCGCAGGGGUGAAGUGAACAGUGCUGUUAUCUGCAGCCCCAGGAUCACCCUUGAGGAGCCAGUGAGUGUGGUGUUCAAGGUGUACUGUCUGUCAGUGAUGACAAUGGUGGCAGCAACUUACACUGUGGUGUUACGAUACACAAGGACAAUAUCAUCAACAGCUAUGUACUUCUCUACAACAGCAGUAUGCGUCACAGAGGUUAUUAAAUUGUUCUUGAGCCUUGGGAUGUUGACCAAAGAAGCUGGCAGCUUUGGCAGGUUAAAAGCAUCCAUAGUUGAACAUGUGUUUCAGAGUCCAAAAGAGCUGCUGAAACUGAGUGUUCCCUCUGUGGUCUAUGCGAUUCAGAAUAACAUGGCCUUCAUUGCCCUGAGCAAUCUUGAUGCAGCUGUGUAUCAGGUGACCUAUCAGUUGAAGAUCCCGUGCACAGCCCUAUGCAUGGUCCUAAUGCUGAAUCGCUCUCUCAGCAGGCUGCAGUGGUUGUCUGUCUGCAUGCUGUGUGGGGGUGUUGCUUUGGUCCAGUGGAAACCUGCAGAGGCCACUAAAGUCCAGGUUGAGCAGAACCCUUUUUGGGGGUUCAUGGCCAUUGCUGUCGCUGUAUUCUGCUCCGGAUUUGCAGGUGUGUACUUUGAGAAAGUCCUGAAGAGCUCAGACACAUCUCUAUGGGUGCGGAACAUCCAGAUGUACCUGUCUGGCAUCGUGGUCACCCUCGCUGGUGUUUACAUGACUGAGGGUACUCAGGUUAUACAGAAAGGCUUCUUCUACGGUUACACGCCUUGGGUGUGCUUUGUAGUUUUUCUGGCCAGUGUGGGUGGUUUGUACACAUCAGUGGUGGUGAAGUACACAGACAAUAUCAUGAAAGGCUUCUCUGCUGCAGCCGCCAUCGUUCUCUCUACUGUGGCAUCUGUCGCUCUGUUUGGGCUACAGAUAACUGUUAACUUUGCCAGUGGAGCAAUGCUGGUGUGCAUCUCCAUAUACCUGUAUGGACUCCCAAAACAAGACACCACCAAGCUUCCAAGAGCAGACAAGGAUACCAAGCAGAAACUGAUCACUGUUUGAGGCCUGGAAGAACUUAAAAGUUUAUGGCCUUGCCUGACCACUGAGCUGGACCUGCCCGAGGCAAGGAACUUUAAUAAUUUAUCACUAAUGCUGGAGCAUAAGGGAAGGGAUUUAAAAAUACACUUAUACUUCAAUAUUUUGUGGAGCUGAGGCAUAGAAAAUAAAUACCUGUUUUUGUUGACUGUUACUGCUGUUAGUCAUGGACAAUAGUUAUGAAUUUUUGUCAGUCAUUCCACUUGUCACAGUACUAAAUGUAUAUAGACAGCUAUCUCAUGUUAUUUGAAAGUUGUUGUAACUCAUUAUCUAUAAUGAACAUUCAAAAUACAUUUGUUGACCCUCAA
This is a messenger RNA of Salvelinus fontinalis (brook trout), 3063 nucleotides long. RefSeq names its product CMP-sialic acid transporter-like. Gene Ontology annotation, biological process: pyrimidine nucleotide-sugar transmembrane transport. Bases 1580 to 2722 code for a protein of 380 amino acids. Gene Ontology annotation, cellular component: Golgi membrane. The record is from RefSeq and is a predicted model, not a curated record. Lineage: Eukaryota; Metazoa; Chordata; Actinopteri; Salmoniformes; Salmonidae. Gene Ontology annotation, molecular function: pyrimidine nucleotide-sugar transmembrane transporter activity. The transcript is spliced from 12 exons.